This is a messenger RNA of Glycine soja, 1480 nucleotides long. RefSeq lists its product as uncharacterized. NCBI's taxonomy places the organism in Eukaryota, Viridiplantae, Streptophyta, Magnoliopsida, Fabales, Fabaceae. The record is from RefSeq and is a predicted model, not a curated record. The transcript is spliced from 4 exons. The coding region runs from base 95 to 1132 and encodes 345 amino acids.
AUAAACAACACUUCUUAACCGUGUCAUCUAAGCCAUCCCAUAUCCUUUUUUGUUUUGUUCUCUUCAGUCUGUUUGCGAGUGCGAGUGAAAAAAAAUGGGUGGGGGAGGAGCUAUGAGGUCCGCGGCGAAAAUAGCCGGAAUUGGCGUGUCCAAGGCGGCGCUCCGGCCUUCGGCGCUCCCUACGGAGCAGACGGUCCGCAACGCGUCGCGACCAACGGCGGUCACCGGAGUGUCGUCGCAGUCGGCGAAAUCCGCGGAGGUGCUCCCUACGGAGCAGACGGUCCGCAACGCGUCGCGACCAACGGCGGUCUCCGGAGUGUCGUCACAGUCGGCGAAAUCCGCGGAGGUGGCGCCGCUGCACACGGCAGCUGCCUGGGACGAUUGGGACUUCGCCGAGGAUGGCGAAUUGGUCGUGCCGAGGAUGGUGUUCGGUUCUGUCCCCACUCUCGAUGAAGCUAAGGAAGCCACCGCAGAGUUGAAGGACGCUAUUGAUCAAGUAUAUCUUUGUCCUGGGUCUUCUCAAUAUUCAUCUCCCGGUGGUCAAGUCUCUGCUUUGUCUCCCACUCUCUAUGGGCCAGUGAACAGAUCUUGUGUCAUUGAUGCUAUUUCAGAUCCUACGGCCCCAAAGCAUGCCAUUCAGGCUUUUCAUUUUCUUAGCACUAGUCGUGAGGCCCAGGCUGUUGUGGCUUCACUUGCUUGUGACCCAAAUGUAUGGAAUGCAGUCAUGGAAAAUUCUGCUGUCAGUAGUUUCUUCCAAUCACAACAGUCAGUGGCUGGUUUUGGAGCAGCAGAAAAUUCUGAGGAAGUGGAUAAGUUAUCAAGUUGUGCUUCUGAAACAGUCGAAUCCCCUGAGAAAUUGGAAGGGUCGGCUGAGUCUCACCCGGGGAACAUGUUUGACGAUUUCAUGGGUCUUCUGCAGAAUGUGAAGCUUACAGUUAUUGAAUUGGUAAGUAGGUUGUCUGGUUUCCUUCAGAACAUAUUCCCAACACCUGAUGCUAUGAGAGAGAAAAUGUCUUUCGAUGCUGAUGGGAACACUAAAGCAAGUUUCAUGGAUAGUAAAAUUAGCAUGGGAGGAACCUUCAUAGGUUUGGCAGUGCUGGUGAUAAUGGUAAUCGUGACAAAGAGAGCUUAGACUCUAACAAGCAAAACUACAAUUUGUCGACUUUUCUGAUAGUUUUGAAACCAUGUUAUUAAAUAUGAACUGUUUUUAAAUUGAGAUGUGUCGCACUUGGUGAUUUAUUUCCAUUAAAAUAAAAUUUGAAAGUCGUCCUGGAAAGUUAGUUUUUUAAAGCUUUUUAUUUUUAUUUUUAUAUCAUCUUUGUUUGUCUUUUGAGUCCAGUGUGGAUAGAUAAAGUUAAUUCUGAAAGUGUUUGAAAUGGUUCACACUUGGAUGAGUAGGGAGUGAAUUGGUUGUGUUCCUUUAAGGGCUAGCAUUUAAAGUUGGCCAAACAUUGAUUUAAAGUUUGAACAUGUUGCCGAA